AUGGCUAUGAGAUAUGGAAAAAUUUAUUAUUAUGAUCGUAUGGGAAAUAAAAUUGAGAAUGAAGCACCAUAUUUAAAAGAAGAUAUUGACUUAACAACUUUACAUAAUUCAAAUGAUCCUAUUUUAAAAAAUUCAUUUGCAAAUGAAAUAAAUGAUUUACAAUAUAAUAAUAUGAAUUAUGAUUCUUUUUCAUUAUCAAAAAAUUCUAGUGAUAAAAAUUUUGUUCAUGAACUUCCAGAAGAAUUAGAUCAAUUAAUUUUAAAUGAAAAAAAAAAAGAUUAUGAUAAUGAUAGUAUUGAAGAAUAUGAUAAAAAAAAAUUUCAAAUUAAAAAUACAUCUAUAGAAAAUGGGGAAUCAAUAAUUUUUACACCACCUGAAACUUCUAAUAGAAUGAUAAAUAAUUUUGAUAAAAGACUACUAUAUGAAGAUGAUUCAUUAAAUUUAAAUGAUAAAAAUAAUACUAAUUAUUCAUUGAAUCAUGAUAAUAAUUGUAUCAAUAUUUUAGAUGAUGAUUUAUGUUCAGAGUGUGCUAAACAUGAUUUGUAUAUAAAAAAUGAUGAAGAAAAUAAAAAAUUAAGGCGUAAUCUUGAAAAUCAUAUAAAAUUACAAAAUGAAUUAUUAAUGAAUAAAAAAAAAGAUGAAUUAUUACCAAUGAAUGUAUUACCAAAUUUUGAUAGAGAAGAUGACUAUAAUAAUACAACAAAAAAAUAUAAUGAUAAAUUAAAAUAUCGUAAGGAGUUAGAAGAUGAAAUUGAAAGAAAACGAAUAAUUUCAUUAAAUGAAAUGGAAAAUGAAAAAUUUCAAAAUAAUAAACGUAAUACGAUUGAUGCAAUGUUAUAUGCGGAAGAAAUGAAAAUGAAAGAAAAAAAAGAUAAUAAUAUUAAAGAGUAUCAAAAUAUGAUAUAUCAACAUCAAAUAAAGAAGAAGAAUAAUCCAAAGGAGGAAGUAACAGAAUGGUGGGAAAGAAGACCUAAAUUUAUAGGUGAAGAUGGAAAAUCUUUUACACAACUUGUUGAUGAUGGUUCACAUUUGAGAAGGCAGCUGGCAAAACAAAAACUUCUUCAGGUGGCUGGAAAAAAUUUAGAGAUUUACAAAGCUAAUAUGGCUAAAGAGGAUGAGCUUGCAAGAAGACAUCAAAAAGAAAAAUAUGAAGAAAUGAGAAAUGAUAUUGCUGAACAAUCUAGAUUAAUAAGAGAAGGUGAUAAAAAAUAUUUGUCAAAAGGAAAAAUUGGAAAUGAUAAUCUAUCUGAUAGUCAAAAAUGGAAAGAAAAAGUUUUUGAUAAAUGGGCCAAAGAACAUGAAGAAAAUGAUAAAAAAUAUAGAAUACUUCAAGACUAUAGAAAAGGUGAUUUUGGAUUGUUUGGUAGAAAUAAAAAUGAUUUAGAUGAUACAAAAAAUAAAAAAUAUCAUCGUUUUGAUAUUAAAGCAUUGGAAGAAGAAAUAUUAAAUAAUGAUAUUCAGGAGAAGAAUGAUAAUGAAAAAGAAAUACCACAUACCAUUCAUAGAUGUAAACGUUGUCAUAGAGUUUUAAAAAAUUUUUAA
This is a messenger RNA of Strongyloides ratti, 1542 nucleotides long. RefSeq lists its product as hypothetical. The record is from RefSeq and is a predicted model, not a curated record. Lineage: Eukaryota; Metazoa; Nematoda; Chromadorea; Rhabditida; Strongyloididae. Bases 1 to 1542 code for a protein of 513 amino acids. The transcript has 2 exons.